AUGGGUUCCAGUUGUAGCCGCGGCAUUGCCGAAAACAUACGCGAAGAACUGUGGUCGUACUUCGCACUGACAGGUCUUCUCUUCCUAAACAUCGGUAUCGUAAUGGUUGUGUACGCACUGAAGCGAGCCACCCCUUACCCUGUGGUUCUGGAGGUAUUCGGACUUGGUCUGAUAAUCAUGGGCGUGCUGUCCACUCUAACAUCAUGGUAUGUCCACAGGCAACAUAGACAGAGGAAACCCAUCUGUGACUGCUGGUCUUUCUGCUGCAAAAAACCUCAUAAUGCCGCUAGUGAAGAUUCCUUGUUGGCUCCACAAAACAAAAAUCGCCAAAAUAAUGUUUACAUAACCGGCAAAAGUUUGACAUACAUUAAUACAACUAAACAAACUGGCAAUGAUCCUCAGCAUACAAUGAAAAUGUUCUCUACUCCUGAAUUCCAGAAAUACGCAGAAUACAUGGAGCGUGACACUGCAGGGGUCGAGGUCAACGGAACCAGCAAGUUCAAAGUGGAAUCAUUAAGACAGAAGAAACACGUGCAUCCACAACCGCUCCCAGGGCUUUCACAGGCGGCAAUACUUGUCAACACAGUAUAUACACAGAGAGGCGAUGUGGUGUCCCAGCCUGUGACAGUCACCAGUCCUAUCUGGCUAACAUUAUCUAAGUGA
Molecule: messenger RNA, 663 nt
Organism: Candidula unifasciata
Lineage: Eukaryota; Metazoa; Mollusca; Gastropoda; Stylommatophora; Geomitridae
Source: the annotation of a GenBank genome assembly